Ilex paraguariensis (yerba mate) is the source of this 1463-nucleotide messenger RNA. Lineage: Eukaryota; Viridiplantae; Streptophyta; Magnoliopsida; Aquifoliales; Aquifoliaceae. The record is from the annotation of a GenBank genome assembly.
AUGGAUGAAGCUCAAUGCAGUUCCAAUGCGUUGCCUCCUUUCCUCACAAAGACAUACGAGAUGGUGGACGAUCCCUCCACGGAUUCCAUUGUUUCUUGGAGUCAGAAUAAUAAAAGCUUCAUUGUGUGGAAUCCACCAGAAUUUGCUAGGGUUUUGCUGCGCAGAUAUUUCAAGCACAAUAACUUCUCCAGCUUUAUUAGACAACUCAAUACAUAUGGAUUUAGGAAAGUUGACCCUGAGCAAUGGGAAUUUGCUAAUGAUGAUUUUGUUAGAAGUCAGCCACAACUUCUGAAAAACAUCCACAGACGCAAGCCAAUUCAUAGUCAUUCCCUACAGAAUCUUCAUGGACAAGGAGCUUCUUCAUCUCCACUAACUGAGUCAGAAAGAGAUGGAUAUAAGGACGAUAUUGAGAGGUUGACAUGCAAAAAAGAAUCCCUUCAAAUGGAGUUACAGAGACAUGAACAGGAGCAGCAAGGAAUUGAACUGCAAACUCAGACUUUGUCUGAGCGUUUGCAACAUGUAGAACAGCGGCAAAUGAAUAUGUUAUCAGCCUUGGCUCGAGUCUUACAAAAACCAGAAGUUUCUCUGAAUCUCCUGCCGCAAUCCGAAAUACAUGAUAGAAAGAGGAGGUUACCAAGAAACAAUUAUUUUACUGCUGAUGCCAGCAUUGAUCGUAAUCAAAAAGGAACUUCCCAGAUCUUGGCUGGAGAAAAUUUAAGUGGUAGUUCUCUUUCGGUGUUCAACAAGGAAUUGUUGGAGAAGUUGAAGUCUUCCCUUAUAUUUUGGGAGAAUAUUAUACACAGUGUUGGUCAAGCUUACAUGCAACAGAAUUUAUCCCUGGAGUUAGAUGAAUCUACAAGUUGUGCAGAUAGCCCCACUAUGUCUUACACAGAAUUAAAUGUUGAUGGCAGGUCUAAAACUUCUGGGAUUGACAUGAAUUCUGAACCUUUUACUGCCAUUGUUCCAGAGGUUGCUGCGUCAGAAGAGCAAAUAGGUGUCACUGUGUCUACUGGGGUCAAUGAUGUAUUCUGGGAGCAGUUUCUUACUGAGAAUCCUGGAUCAACUGCUGCAUCGGAAGUUCAGCAAGAAAGAAAAGAUCUUGACAGCAGAAAGAAUGACAGCAAACCUGUUGACCAAGGGCACUUUUGUUGGAAUAGAAAUAGUGUGAGUAACCUUGCAGAGCAAUUUGGACAUCUUACUCCCGCAGAGACAUGAUUGAUUUCACUCUUGUUGUGCAUAUCAUGACAUGUUGAUGCAAACAUUUUUAUCAUUAAUCGACGUUUGAUUUUACCAUAAUUCUGAAUAGGCCAUACAGAAUCUAACCUUUCGUUUUGAGAGCACAAUUAUCAUCUAAUUUUAGAUUCCUCCGGACAAGAAUUCUUUGCAGCCUCUUCUCUGUGUCACAGCUCAUUACACACAAUCAAUGGAAGGCUGUUCUCGUAAAAUAUGCGCUGCUUGGACUU